Molecule: messenger RNA, 2330 nt
Organism: Meloidogyne enterolobii
Lineage: Eukaryota; Metazoa; Nematoda; Chromadorea; Rhabditida; Meloidogynidae
Source: the annotation of a GenBank genome assembly
GAAAAAUGCCUCCAAUAGAAAUUUUGGUGCAAGCUCCACAACAACCUAUAAAGGUUUCUGGACGUGAGGAAGAUUCAAUGAAUAAAGAACCUUCAAUGAGUGGUCAACAAAUUGUUGGGUUAAUUAUUCCACCUCCUGACAUUCGAACAAUUGUUGACAAAACUGCUCUUUUCGUUGCACGUAAUGGUGUUGAAUUUGAAAAUAAAAUUCGUGAAAGAGAAGCUUCAAAUAUACGUUUUAAUUUUCUUACACCUGUUGACCCGUACCAUGCUUACUACAAGAAUAAAGUGAAGGAAUUUGAGACGGGAGUUGCUUCUGCUGAAUUAUUAACCAAACUUAAAGUUCCUGAUGCUGUUCGUGAACAUAUACAAAAGGCUGAAUUUGUUCCAAAAAAUCCGCCAAAACCUUUUGAAUUUUGUGCUGAUCCAUCGACGAUAAACGCUUUUGAUUUGGAUCUUAUCCAACUUACCGCUCUAUUUGUUGCAAGAAAUGGACGUCAAUUUCUCACACAAUUAAUGAAUCGAGAGGUCCGCAAUUUUCAAUUUGACUUUUUAAAACCUCAACAUUCCAAUUUUCAAUAUUUUACAAAAUUAGUGGAGCAAUACACUAAAGUAAUAAUUCCACCAAGGAAUGUGUACGAUGAACUACGCAAUUCUGCUUCACACAAAAAAAUUUUGGAAGACGUUCGGUAUCGCGUUGGUUGGGAAAAAUUUCAGCGUGCAGUUAAAGACAGAGAAGAUGCUGAAGUUGAACAAGAAAGGAUGGCUUAUAAUCAAAUCGAUUGGCAUGAUUUUGUAGUUGUUCAAACAGUUGAUUUUCAACCUUCUGAAACUUUGAAUUUACCUUCCCUUUGUACUCCUCGAGAUGUUGGAGCUCGAAUUUUACUUCAACAACGAACUGAAGCGGCUAAAGCUGCAGCUGAAAGUGUUGCAAUGGAUAUGGAUGAAUCAGAUUCUGAAGAUGAAGAAGAGAAAAAGAAGCAGAAAAAUAGAGAAGAUUUUGAUGAUAUACAACAUCAAGUUGAUGGGAUGGAUAUUACUGAGAAGCAACAUGCUGGCUCUACUGUUACUCAACCAACACCAGCAGCACCUAUUGCUGGGAAUGUUGUAAUUCGUGAUUAUGAUCCUAAAAAGGCCCGUUCCGGCAUAGUGGCCAAAGGACAAAAUGAAAAAUUCAUCAUUUCACCUUUAACAAAUGAACGCAUUCCUGCUGAUAAACUUCAUGAGCAUGUGCGGUACAAUACCGUUGACCCUCAAUUUAAGGAACAGAGAGACAGAGAGCAAAUGGAACGACAAGAUGAGGAUCCGAUCACAGCAUCUGGCACAGAAAUCUCACGAAACAUUGCAAAAUUAGCAGAGCGACGUACUGAUAUUUUCGGUAUUGGAGAAAAGGGAGUAGAACAAACGAUAAUUGGAAAGAAAUUGGGUGAAGAGGAACGUCAAUUGCCUCGUUCUGACCCUAAAACAAUUUGGGACGGCCAACAAGCUACAAUCGAUGCCACAACGCGAGCGGCUCAACAAGCUGUCUCUCUUGAACAGCAAAUAACAGAAAUUCAACGCCAACAUGGUUAUUUACCAAAUCCAGCUGCUGAUCGUUUUGCGCCAAGUACACCAAGUACAACUGCAUCAGCAACAACAGCUUCGACCACCACUCCAAUGCCACCACCGGCAACAACAUCUGUGCCAACUCCACUUCCACCCCGCCCUCCACACUUGCAACCACCAAUUGUCUCAAAUGUUGCCAAAAUUAUACCUGGCAUUCCACCACAACAACAAAUGCGCAUGCCACGCAUGCCAUUACCUGGGAUGCCUCCUCCACCACACAUGCUUCCAAUGGGCAUGCAAAUGCCUGGACUUCCUCCACACAUGGCAAUGGCCCAUCACCCGCAAGGGGGGUUUAUGCCUCCUCCACCCCCACCUGAUGAAAGUGGAGCUUCUGCCGCAAAGAAAUUCCGCGUAGAUGAUGCUUUGGAACCAGAAGAGCUUUGGCUUCAAAAAGUUUCCGGCCAAAUAACUGUAAAGCUGAGCACACCACAGACAGAUGAAUGGAAUCUUAAAGGACAAACAUUUACAAUACAAUUGGAGAUUACUUCAACUGUAAGCGCACUCAAAUCGCUAAUACAGGAACAAACGACUGUACCCGCAUCAAAGGCCAAGCUUGUUUAUCAGAAUACAUUCCUCAAAGAUAAUUUUACUUUGGCCUAUUAUAAUUUUGUGAAUGAAGCAAAUGUUCAGUUAAUGUUGAAAGAGCGUGGUGGGAAGAAAAAAUAGAAACUAUACUCGGAAGGGGUUUGACCGAUAAUUUAAUUUUUAAAAUCAAAUAUUCAAUUU